Molecule: messenger RNA, 582 nt
Organism: Cyprinus carpio (common carp)
Lineage: Eukaryota; Metazoa; Chordata; Actinopteri; Cypriniformes; Cyprinidae
Product: gamma-crystallin S-like
Exons: 2
Coding region: 1-582 (193 amino acids)
Biological process (GO): lens development in camera-type eye; visual perception
Molecular function (GO): structural constituent of eye lens
Source: RefSeq, a predicted model, not a curated record
AUGCCCAAACAGGAGCAACAAUAUCUGCAGAGAAGGUGUGUAAUUGAGCUAUACGAUCAGCAUGCGUUUAAAGGUACCAAGUGUCUGAUCACAGGGAACUGUCCGUCAUUGGACCGCUGCAGUAUAACAGAGGUUCGCUCCUGUAAGGUGAUCCGAGGCGUCUGGAAGCUCUGGAAGGGUCGUGGCUACAAUGGAGAUGAUUACCUACUGAAGGAGGGAGAGUAUCCCGAUCAUAAGGCACUGAGCGAUUGCAAAUCCACUGCUUCUGCUCCUGCUCCAGCUCCCGUUCCUGAUCCUGCUUGGUCUCUUGAAUGUCUGCCAUUUAAGAUCCACCUCUAUGAAAAGGUGAAUUUUGAAGGCCCAAACUUUGAGACAACAGUUGAUUGUUGUUCAUUGGAUGGCUGUGGUAUAAAUGAGGUCCACUCCUGUAAGGUGCUCAGUGGUGUCUGGGAUCUCUAUGGGGGUCCUGACUAUGCUGAACCCCGUUACCAACUACAGAAGGGGGAGUAUCCCAAUCCUGGGUCGUGGUGUGCCAGUGACCCCACUGCUCCUGCUCUCUCUGUUAAAUGUGUGACAGAGUAA